Athalia rosae (coleseed sawfly) is the source of this 2334-nucleotide messenger RNA. RefSeq names its product centrosomal protein of 131 kDa (gene dila). Lineage: Eukaryota; Metazoa; Arthropoda; Insecta; Hymenoptera; Athaliidae. Gene Ontology annotation, biological process: intraciliary transport involved in cilium assembly; cilium assembly; regulation of centrosome duplication. Bases 150 to 2294 code for a protein of 714 amino acids. Gene Ontology annotation, cellular component: centriolar satellite. The record is from RefSeq and is a predicted model, not a curated record. The transcript has 10 exons.
CAAAUUUUAAGUUUUUAGAUAUCCAGGGUAAAGUUAUGUAUGCACUUACUUUACCGCAGUAAUUUUUCCAUAAAUGAUGAAUCAAUUCCAUUUUUCCGUAAUGUUUAAGCUGGUGCACAAAAUGCGAUUGGACCACUCAAAACUAAGUAAUGAUUAAUAUAAAGCAUCAAAAAGUAGCUUCAAAGCCACCCAUCAGCAAAUGUUCAAUGGAGAGAAGAAUGGACAAGGAGAAAGUGAAACUUGCUCAGAAUAAUAGUGCAUCAAACUUGCCUCAAAAUAUUAGUGAAACUCUGAAAAAACCCGAGUAUUUCGCAGUCGCUGAUACUACUUCCGAAGAAAUAGAAGCAAUGAUUGAAAACAUUGGAAUCGAUAUCCAGAAAAUACAAGCUACUAGUGAUUUUAACCAGAAUGUCAUACAGCCUAACUCUUGUUCGUUUGACCAACUGUGUUCUAUGAUCAAUGAUCUCGAACAAAAUGUAACCGGACAUGGAACUAGCAAUGUAAUUGAUGAAAAAAUCAGCAGUAACAGAUAUUCAAAUAAUCAGUUUCAGCCAGAAAGAGACUAUUCUAUGAAACAAAGUGGAUCAUCUCCUUCAACAUAUGAAGAUAUUAUGACUUUAUUAGAGAUGUUGGAUAAUGAUGGGUAUCUUUCCAGGGCCCCCAAUGAUCAGGCAAAUGUUUACUCAAAGGUUGUUAGGAAUACACCGGCCGAUCAGUGUAUUCAAUGCUGCAAUACCCAAGGAAUACAUCCUGCAUCAAGCUAUUCCUCUAAGACUUUGAAAGAAGAUUUAGCAACAGUGAAGUUGCAGUUAGAGGAGCGGGAUAGUACUGUGGAGUUAUUAAAGAAUGAAUUGAAGACUCAAUGUCGUUCGGCUUGUGAAAAGAUGGAAUCACAGACAAAGAAGCAUGCUGGUGAGCUGCAAGCUCAGAAGACGAAAUACCAGACAGUAAUAAAGAGGCAUCAGAAAUUCAUAGAGCAAAUAAUAUCUGAUAAGAAGAACUUGACUGAGAAAUGUAACGCUCUAACAGAGCACAUUAAACAAAUGGAAGUUAAAUAUCAGCGGGAAAUGAAGGUUGCCGCUGAACGACAUGGUGUGGAAUUACAAAGAGCUAGAGAACUUUGUGCUGCCUCUGAAAAAAUAAGACGUGAACGUUGGUUGGAAGCCAAAACCUCAAAGAUUAAGGAAAUGACCGUUAAGGGACUAGAGCCAGAACUCCGGAGUAUGAUAGAGCAGCAUCAACAAGAGCUUCAAGAAAUUCGCAGCGCUCACAUCAAAGAGCUCCAAGAUACCGAAUUACGCACAAUCCGUCGAUCUAAUCAGCAACUAGAACAAUUACGCUUAGAACUCACUAGCAGUCAUGAAAAGCUAUUGAGCAAUGAGAAAGACAUUCUGAAAACUAGAUAUAAUGAAAAACUUGAACAGCAAGAGAGCUUAUUUCAAGACCAACGGCGCAAGCUUAUAGAUGAUUUAGAAGGUGGGAAAAAGAUUUUAGCUCAAGAACAGCAGAGAUUGAUCGCUGAAAGAGAUGCUGCAAUAAACCUAGCUAAUUCGCAAUGCAGUGAAAAAAUAAACACUCUAAUGCGACAGAACCAGAUUGAAAAAAAAAACCUCCAAGAAACACUUCGGAUAGAACAGGAGACUUGGAUGGAAAAUUAUAGAAGACAGCAGAAUACGAAAUUAGAGAAAAUGGAGUCACGUUUGAGAAAUGAAUGCAGUCGAGAGCGUGACAGACAAAUAGAACUGGCUAUUGAACGACUUGAAAAGGAGACACUUGAAAUGAAAACCAGCCUCCAACAGAGUUCGGAAAAUCGCCUGAGAUGUAUGAAAGAGAAAUAUGAAGCUGAACUACAAGAUGUGAGUAACAGUGAACAGUUAUUAAAAAGUAAAGUAACAUCGAUGCAAGAACGCCUCACAGAAACCACAAUACAGUUGCAAAAAACUGAGGAAAAACUACAACAAUGUAUGCUCCAAAUCAGUAAUUCUGCGCAGUUGGUAGAUCAACUAACUAUUGAGAAGAACAAUGCAAAGAAGAUUGUUCGUCAAGAAAUUGAAUCGGAAAAACGGGAACUGGAGGAUAAGAUUGCAUCACUCUAUAAAGAGCUCACUGAGAAUAAUUCCAAUAGGGAUGUACAAAUGGCUCAACUGUACAGCAGGGUAAAAUUACUCGUGACACAAAAAGAUCUGACAAUAGGAAAACUUGUGAAAGAAGCUGAAGAGUCGCAGAAGAAAUGUGACCAUUUGGAAAAGCUGUUGGACCAACAAAGAAAAGAUUAUGUACUGAAGUCUUUAUAGCUAGAUAUAAAUAAAUAUACUUAAUUUAAUACUAAACUUC